This is a messenger RNA of Trichobilharzia regenti, 946 nucleotides long. The record is from the annotation of a GenBank genome assembly. NCBI's taxonomy places the organism in Eukaryota, Metazoa, Platyhelminthes, Trematoda, Strigeidida, Schistosomatidae.
AUGAGAAUUGGUUUAUCAAAACUGGCUAUGUUACACAGUAAAGCAACAGGGAAAGCUGGGGAUUCAUCUCAAGGUAAUAGCAUUUAUCAGCUGGAUAUGAUCAAGCGUCUCAAAUCUUCAUAUCCCAAUUUACAAGUAAUCGGAGGCAAUAUUGUUACUUGUGCUCAAGCAAAAAACCUAAUCGAUGCGGGCGCUGAUGGUUUACGUGUUGGAAUGGGUAGCGGGUCAAUUUGUAUUACUCAAGAAGUUACAGCUAUUGGAAGAUCACAAGCUAAAGCUGUUUAUAAGGUGUCUGAAUAUGCUCACAAGUACGAUAUUCCUGUGAUUGCUGACGGAGGGAUUCAAAAUGCUGGACAUAUUGUUAAAGCUUUGAGUUUUGGUGCAUCUGCAGUUAUGAUGGGUGGACUUUUAGCUGGAACAACUGAGUCACCUGGAGAAUAUGUAUUUUCGGAUGGUAUACGACUGAAAAAGUACAGAGGUAUGGGAAGUCUGGAGGCUAUGUCUCAGCAUACAGAAAGUCAGGCUAGAUAUUUCAGUGAAUCGGAUCGUGUUAAAGUUGCUCAGGGUGUUUCAGGGACAAUUGUAGACAGAGGAUCUGUACACCAACUUGUACCCUAUCUAGUCGCGGGUGUUAAACAUGGAUUACAACAAGUUGGUGCUAGAAAUAUAACUGAAUUGUAUGAAAUGUCACAAAAUGGGAAAUUACGCUUUGAACAUCGAAGUCCAUCGGCUCAAAUUGAAGGUGGAGUGCACAGUUUACAUUCUGAUUGAAUAAAAUUUUUAAUAACUGAUUAGUUCAGUGGAUCUUUAAAUCGAUAUGUGUUGAUAUGGCCGGUAAUAUGCCCUGGUGAACUUCAAAUUAUGUAAGCCUAAAGUAUUACAGAAACCUUCUCUACAGGUCAGAACCAACGAGUUGGCAGAAGAAGCGGCGAAGACAAGAUUACAA